AUGGCGUCCAAGAAUGGGAUCGACCGCCAGGAUGAGGACGAGGUCUGCCCCGUCUGCAAGUCCUCGCGGUAUCUCAACCCGAACAUGCGGUUCCUCAUCAACCCCGAAUGUUACCAUAAGAUGUGCGAAUCUUGCGUCGAUCGAAUUUUCUCCUCGGGUCCCGCCAGCUGUCCUGUCGCCGGAUGUCGUAAAACGCUUCGAAAGAACCGUUUCCGCCAGCAGACUUUUGAGGAUAUUGGAGUUGAGCGAGAAGUGGAUAUACGGCGCCGGGUGAUGCACAUUCUCAAUCGACGCGAAGAAGAAUUCGAUUCGAAGCGUGCCUAUGACGAUUUCCUCGAGCAACGCGAAGAGAUCAUAGCCAACCUAGUAUGCCGGACAGACGUGGCGAAAACGGAGGCACAAUUACAAGCAUACGCUCAAGAAAACAUGCAAUCCAUCAAGGCGAACCAGCUGCUCGAAGAACAAGAAGCAACCUCCUUCCAGAAGAAGAUCCUGAUGGAACAAGAAGAGGCCCGGCUACGACAACAGAUGGCCCGAGAGGAAUACGAGAACGAGCGGCGCGAGCAGCAGGCCACCCGCGAGGACUUCCUCACACGGUUGGCGUCUGGCUCUGCUGUAGAUGCGGCUGCACUCGCUCGCGAAGGAAACAAGGUGCACUUGAAGAAAUCCUCCGCUAGACGCAGUGAGGAAGAGCGCAUUCGGCAGAAGCAGGCUGCUUUGCGCGGCUCGGAAGGCAAGCGCACUGGCACGCCUCUGACGACAGCCGACACGGCCGGCGCAGUCGCUGGUGCAGGAUUCAUCAAGGGUUUGCGGAAGAUCAAAACCCCGGAGCCAGAGAAGCCCUACGAUCCCUUCAUGGGUCUUGUACCGGGCAAGCGCGAUUACUACACCCAGCUCGAGUCUUACCCGUACGCGUUCUUGGACAAGCUCCGUGCGGAUACUACUGUGCAAGCAGGUGGGUACGCUUUGCAAGAGUACUAUUCGCGAACGCUACUAGAGGCGUUUGCCGGGUUGGGUUGUUUCGUGCAGGAAGAAGUAGCGGAGCGUGAUGCUACAUCUGCUUUGGGUCUUUCCAAGCCGGCGUCUACUGCGGGUGCGGCCAUGGCUGCUGUUGGUGAAAAAGCUGCAUAG
This is a messenger RNA of Penicillium diatomitis, 1131 nucleotides long. Its product is annotated as TFIIH/NER complex subunit TFB3. The record is from RefSeq and is a predicted model, not a curated record. Gene Ontology annotation, cellular component: transcription factor TFIIH holo complex. Bases 1 to 1131 code for a protein of 376 amino acids. Gene Ontology annotation, biological process: positive regulation of cyclin-dependent protein serine/threonine kinase activity; regulation of transcription by RNA polymerase II; nucleotide-excision repair. NCBI's taxonomy places the organism in Eukaryota, Fungi, Ascomycota, Eurotiomycetes, Eurotiales, Aspergillaceae. Gene Ontology annotation, molecular function: cyclin-dependent protein serine/threonine kinase activator activity. The transcript is spliced from 3 exons.